Molecule: messenger RNA, 1827 nt
Organism: Diabrotica balteata
Lineage: Eukaryota; Metazoa; Arthropoda; Insecta; Coleoptera; Chrysomelidae
Source: the annotation of a GenBank genome assembly
AUGCAUUUACCGAAACAGUGGUCUAGGAGUAGUAAAAGAAUUUUGGAAAUUACAAAUGAGCAUCUUCAAAAGUACGCGUAUUUAUUAAAGUGGAGAAACAAUGCAUCGAUUUUAGAAUGUGGAAUUGCUACAGGGGAAAACUCACUAAAAAGUAUUGUUCCUAUUCUUCCACAAGAUUACAAGGAAUUUGUUGCUACUGAUAAAUCAAAAAUAAUGCUUGAGUAUGCUAAGAACGUUAUCAAUAUACCAAGAUCUACUGUUUGUGAAUUUGAUGUAAACGUGAGACAUCCACCUCUAAACAUGGAGAAUAGAUUUGAUCAUAUUUUUGGAUUUUUCCUUAUUCAUAUGACCGAUAAUCCAAGGCAAGCGUUUAGAAACUUUCACACGAUGCUUAAACCAGGAGGUUCAAUCUUUCUGAAUUUUUAUGAACGCCUGCCAGUAGAUAUAAUGUUUCAUAAUUUAAGAUCUCAUCCAAAAUGGGGCAAAUACCAUCAGGAAGAUGCUAUUUCAGUUUAUUAUUAUACAGAAAAUCCGAAAGAGGAAUACAGAAAAGAUAUAGAAGCAGCUGGAUUUAAGAACUACGUUUACAAUAACGAAAUUAAUCGUCAUGUAUUUAAUUCUGAAGAAGAAUUUAAAGAUCUUUAUACAUCUGUAAAUCCAAUUCUGCAUUACAUGCCCAAAGACGAAUAUGAUGAAUAUAUUGAAGAUUACAUACAAUAUACUCCAAAUUUUUCUAUAACUUACGAAGAUGGAAAACGAAUAAUUUCAACCGAUUAUAAGAUGCAAGCGUUUAGAAACUUCCACACGAUGCUUAAACCAGGAGGUUCAGUAUUUCUUAAUUUUUUUGAACGUAUUCCAGUAGAUGGAAUGUUCCACAAUUUAAGAUCUCACCCAAAAUGGGGAAAGUACCGUCAGGAAGAUGCCAUCUCAGUAUAUUAUUAUACUCAAAAUCCGAAAGAGGAAUAUAGAAAAGACAUAGAAGCAGCUGGAUUUAAAAACUAUGUUUACAAUAACGAAAUUCAAUGUCACGUGUUGGAGUCCGAAGAAGAAUGUCGAGCCACUCAAGCUCAUCUAAAAAAGUACGGACCUCUGAUCAACUGGAAAGAAAAUGCGUCCAUAAUGGAAUGUGGAUUCGGCACUGGACACAGUUCGCAGCAAACGCUGGGCGUUAUUCUUCCAAAGGAUUACAAGGAAUUUGUCGCGACUGACGUAUCGCCGGAUAUGGUGGAAUAUGCCAAAAAGAACGUAAAUAUACCCAGGGCAAAGUUUUUACAGUUCGACGUUGGUGCAAAGCAUGUGCCUGUAGACUUUGAAGAGAGAUUUGAUCACAUUUUUGGAAUUUCUCUAAUGCAUCUUGUUAGUAGUCCAAGACAAGGUUUUGAAAAUAUCAAGAAAAUGUUAAAACCUGGCGGAUCGGUUUUUCUCACGUUUUUCAAACAUACACCAGUUGACUAUUCAUUUCACAAAAUGAGACACCAUCCGAAAUUUAGAAAAUAUAACCAAGAACGAAUGGUUUCUACUUACUACUACACGGAAAGUCCAAGGGAAGAGUACAGAAAGGAUAUAGAUGCAGCAGGAUUCAAGGAUUAUAUUUAUACUGUCGAGAAAGAGUCGUAUGUAUUUCCGAAUAUUAAAGAAAGUGAAGAUAUAAAUCUUGCUGCAAAUUUGACAAUUCAAGAUAUACCUGAGGAAGAAUUGGAGGAAUAUAAAAAAUUGUUUCUGGAACAAAGAAAAGGAGAUCCAAUGUAUCGUUUUGAGCGUAUUGAUGGGAAGAAAACGAUUACUUUAAGUCAUGAAAUGAAUAUUUUUAUGGCAACAAAAGAAUAA